CAGGCGGAAAGUCGCCUGCAGUGCAGACGCUACUGACCCGCGCUAGGGAGAAUCUCUGCACAGAGCUGGCGGGCCGGCGGGCGGCGUGGAGGAGGUGGCAGCUGCAAGGGUGGCUUCUGUAAUAGCCCGGCGCCACGAUGUUUGACAGCUCGCAGUAUCCUUACAAUUGCUUCAAUUACGACACCGACGACUACCCUUCUGGCAGCUCCGACGAGGAAAAGCGGCUCACGCGGCCCGCGUACAGCUACAUCGCGCUCAUCGCCAUGGCCAUCCAGCAGAGCCCCGCGGGCAGGGUCACCCUGUCGGGCAUCUACGACUUCAUCAUGCGCAAGUUCCCCUAUUACCGCGCGAACCAGCGCGCCUGGCAGAACUCCAUCCGCCACAACCUGUCCCUCAACAGCUGCUUCGUCAAGGUGCCGCGGGCCGAGGGCCACGGGAAGGGCAACUACUGGACGUUCGCGGGCGGCUGCGAGUCGCUGCUGGACCUCUUCGAGAACGGCAACUACAGGCGGCGGCGCCGGCGGCGCGGUACCAAGCGCGAAGGACCCAGGGGGCAGAGCGCGGGGGACGCGGAAGGGCCUCCAGGUCCGCUCGAGCCGGGUGAGCUGGAGUCCCCCAUCCCAGAACACACAGGCGUGGGCGCCCCCAGCCGCCAGCCCCCGACGCCGACGCCUACCAGCCCCACCGUCCGGGGGAAGGAGACCCACAGGGACAUCAAGUUCAGCAUCGACUACAUCCUCUCGGCGCCCGACCCAUUCCCUGGGUUCAAGUCGCCCUGUCACCUGCAGGAGGGUAGAUGUCCCCGACGGGAGGCCCAGCAAAUGAACCUCCACGUUUGGACAAUGUGAGACGGGGCUGGGGGCGCUAAGGCUGUCGGCCUGCCCAGGUGCCCACUGCAGAGUCAGUCCGGGUCUUCCAGCUAGAUCCUGCCCUGGAAGGACAAUUUCCGCCCACCUGGAGCUGGGAGGUCAGUGUUACAUCCUGUAAACUUCUUCCAGAGACUGGCACUCAGUGCUGACGCCAGCCCUGGGAUGGAGCAGAAGGCAGAAUGGAGUUUGUGGAAGAUAUUUAUUGUGAUGGGACUUUGUUCAUUCAGGAAAAAAAAAGUCCUUUGCAGGGGAAACAGAUUGGAUUCCAGUUUUCCUUAAGGGUUUGUUGUAGAUUCACCCAGUUUUCCUGCUCCAAGGAAUAAAAAUAUAGAGUCAUGUUUUUUAGAGGCAAGAUAAUAUUUCAUUCCUGGGUCAUUUAAGAAUUUGUUCAGGGACCAGCAGUUAGCAUAAUAGCUACAUUGCUGAACUCCCAUGUAGUC
Molecule: messenger RNA, 1309 nt
Organism: Tupaia belangeri chinensis (Chinese tree shrew)
Lineage: Eukaryota; Metazoa; Chordata; Mammalia; Scandentia; Tupaiidae
Gene: FOXL3
Product: forkhead box L3
Exons: 3
Coding region: 138-848 (236 amino acids)
Biological process (GO): anatomical structure morphogenesis; regulation of transcription by RNA polymerase II; cell differentiation
Molecular function (GO): DNA-binding transcription factor activity, RNA polymerase II-specific; RNA polymerase II cis-regulatory region sequence-specific DNA binding
Source: RefSeq, a predicted model, not a curated record